Messenger RNA from Centrocercus urophasianus (Greater sage-grouse), 7431 nucleotides. It is a transcript of the gene ANKRD44, whose product is annotated as ankyrin repeat domain 44. NCBI's taxonomy places the organism in Eukaryota, Metazoa, Chordata, Aves, Galliformes, Phasianidae. Gene Ontology annotation, biological process: regulation of transcription by RNA polymerase II. The record is from RefSeq and is a predicted model, not a curated record. Bases 44 to 3226 code for a protein of 1060 amino acids. Gene Ontology annotation, molecular function: RNA polymerase II-specific DNA-binding transcription factor binding. Gene Ontology annotation, cellular component: nucleus; cytoplasm. The transcript is spliced from 28 exons.
UGGAGCUGCAUGUGCGCGGGAGGAGCGGCGGCGGAGGAGGAGGAUGGCCGUGCUCAAGCUCGCCGACCAGCCUCCACUGGUCCAAGCUAUUUUCAGCGGUGAUCCAGAGGAGAUACGGAUGUUGAUCUACAAAACCGAAGAUGUCAACGCCUUGGAUGCUGAGAAGCGAACUCCUCUUCACGUUGCGUCAUUCCUUGGGGAUGCAGACAUCAUUGAGCUUCUCAUUUUGUCAGGCGCUCGUGUUAAUGCCAAAGACAAUAUGUGGCUGACUCCUCUCCAUCGAGCAGUUGCUUCAAGGAGUGAAGAAGCGGUGCAAGUACUGAUCAAGCACUCAGCUGAUGUCAAUGCUCGGGACAAAAACUGGCAGACCCCGUUGCACGUGGCAGCCGCAAACAAGGCAGUCAAGUGUGCAGAAGUUAUCAUUCCCAUGCUGAGCAGCGUCAAUGUCUCUGACCGAGGCGGGAGGACAGCGUUGCAUCAUGCAGCUCUGAAUGGCCACAUUGAGAUGGUAAACUUGCUCUUAGCCAAGGGUGCAAACAUCAAUGCUUUUGACAAGAAGGACAGAAGAGCUCUUCACUGGGCUGCAUACAUGGGUCACCUGGAAGUUGUUGCCUUACUGAUUAAUCAUGGUGCAGAGGUGACUUGUAAAGACAAGAAGGGUUACACCCCGCUUCAUGCAGCUGCAUCCAAUGGGCAGAUUAACAUUGUGAAACACCUCCUUAACCUGGGAGUAGAGAUUGAUGAAAUGAACAUCUAUGGAAAUACUGCGCUUCAUAUUGCCUGUUACAAUGGUCAGGAUUCUGUUGUUAAUGAGCUGAUUGACUAUGGUGCUAAUGUAAAUCAGCCCAAUAAUAAUGGAUUCACUCCCUUGCAUUUUGCUGCUGCCUCCACUCAUGGAGCACUGUGUCUUGAACUGCUAGUGAAUAAUGGGGCAGAUGUUAACAUUCAGAGUAAGGAUGGGAAGAGCCCACUGCACAUGACAGCUGUCCACGGGAGGUUCACACGGUCACAGACCCUCAUUCAGAAUGGAGGAGAAAUCGACUGUGUUGAUAAGGAUGGUAACACCCCGUUGCACGUGGCUGCAAGAUAUGGACACGAGCUAUUGAUUAACACCCUCAUAACUAGCGGAGCUGAUACUGCCAAGUGUGGGAUCCACAACAUGUUUCCUCUGCACCUUGCAGCAUUGAAUGCACACUCAGAUUGCUGUAGGAAAUUGUUGUCCUCGGGCUUUGAAAUAGACACCCCUGAUAGUUUUGGAAGAACGUGCCUCCACGCUGCCGCUGCAGGAGGUAAUGUUGAAUGUAUAAAACUCUUGCAAAGCAGUGGAGCAGAUUUUAAUAAGAAGGACAAACGUGGGAGGACACCUUUGCACUACGCAGCUGCAAAUUGUCAUUUCCACUGUAUUGAGACACUGGUGACCACAGGAGCCAAUAUUAAUGAAACUGAUGAGUGGGGACGCACCCCUUUGCACUAUGCUGCUGCUUCUGACAUGGACCGAAAAAGAAAGAAUAUUUUAGGUAACUCCCAUGAAAAUGCUGAAGAACUUGAAAGAACCAGUGAAAUGAAGGAAAAAGAAGCUGCAUUGUGUCUGGAGUUCCUUCUACAGAAUGAUGCCAAUCCAUCCAUCCAAGACAAAGAGGGGUACAACACUGUGCAUUAUGCUGCUGCAUACGGACACCGGCAGUGUUUGGAACUGCUUCUGGAAAAAAACAGCAAUAUGUUUGAGGAAUCAGAUUCUUCAACUACAAAAAGUCCUUUGCAUUUAGCUGCCUAUAAUGGUCAUCAUCAAGCUUUGGAGGUGCUGCUCCAAUCUCUGGUAGAUCUGGAUAUUAAGGAUGAGAAAGGACGCACUGCUUUGGACCUGGCUGCAUUUAAAGGGCAUGCGGAGUGCGUGGAAGCUCUCAUCAGCCAGGGUGCUUCUGUCACUGUAAAAGACAAUGUCACCAAAAGGACCCCCCUGCAUGCUUCAGUCAUUAAUGGCCAUACACCUUGUUUACGGCUGUUGCUAGAAGUUGCAGACAACCCUGAUGUGACGGACGCCAAAGGACAAACCCCACUAAUGCUUGCAGUGGCACAUGGACACAUUGAUGCUGUUUCCUUAUUACUUGAAAAAGAAGCAUCUGUAGAUGCAGCAGAUCUCCUGGGGUGCACAGCUUUACAUCGAGGGAUUAUGACUGGGCAUGAAGAGUGCGUUCAGAUGCUUUUAGAGAAGGAAGUGUCUAUUUUAUGUAAAGAUGCUAGAGGUAGAACACCUCUGCACUUCGCAGCAGCUCGGGGUCACGCCACUUGGCUGAGUGAAUUACUGCAGAUUGCACUUUCAGAGGAAGACUGCAGUUUAAAGGAUAAUCAAGGUUAUACACCACUGCACUGGGCUUGUUACAAUGGUCAUGAAAACUGCAUAGAGGUACUAUUGGAGCAGAAAUUUUUCCGCAAAUUCUAUGGUAAUAGCUUCUCUCCGUUGCACUGUGCUGUAAUCAACGAUCAUGAAAACUGUGCAUCAAUGCUCAUCGGAGCCAUCGAUGCCAGCAUUGUCAAUUGCAAAGAUGACAAAGGAAGGACGCCCCUUCACGCAGCAGCCUUUGCGGAUCACGUGGAGUGCCUCCAGCUCCUCCUGAGUCACAGCGCUCAAGUGAAUGCUGUGGAUCAUGCAGGGAAAACAGCUCUCAUGAUGGCAGCUCAGAACGGUCAUGUGGGUGCUGUUGACUUUUUGGUGAAUAUUGCCAAGGCUGACCUGACAUUAAGAGAUAAGGACUUGAAUACAUCUUUGCACUUGGCUAGCAGUAAAGGUCAUGAAAAAUGUGCCUUGUUAAUACUUGACAAGAUACAAGAACAGAGCCUUAUUAAUGCAAAAAAUAAUUCACUGCAGACACCUCUCCAUAUUGCUGCACGUAAUGGCUUAAAGAUGGUAGUUGAGGAGUUACUAGCGAAAGGGGCAUGUGUCCUAGCAGUAGAUGAAAAUGGUCAUACGCCAGCCCUGGCUUGCGCUCCUAACAAAGACGUGGCUGACUGCCUGGCACUCAUUUUGGCUACCAUGAUGCCUUUUUCUCCUUCCAGUUCAAUGACGGCUUUCAACUUCGCUUGUUAUAAAAAAGACAGUUUGGGCAGGACGCAUCUCUGCGAUGGCACCGCUAUGGGUAGCAUUAACUCUUACAAUAAGCCCUUGAGUAAUAACCUAGGAACAGAGGAUGGGUACAAUGAAAAUGAUUCUGAUUCUGAAACAUUUUGACUUUUUGGUAUUCAAAAAAUUUUAUUUCAUUGCUAUUUCCUUUCAGUUUCUGUUUUUGUUUUUUCUUUUAAGACAGCUUAAAUCCCACUGCGAUAUUCUUAACUAUGACUCUUGACAAGUAGGUGUUGAGAUUUGUAGUGCUGAUGAGAAUUAAGCCUUUAAAUAACCAAGUUGGGGGCAUUUACUGGAACGUAUUCCCAUUACUGUUCUGUGGCUUUUUGUCUUCCUCGUGUUUUCUUUAGGCCCUAAGUGCCCCUGUGGAAAGUCUCUACCUCUAACUUCAAGUAUUAAAAAAAAAAAAGAAAAAGAAAAAAAAAAAAAAAAAAAAAAGAGAGAAAGAAAAUGCCUUUUUUUUCUUUUUGACAGCACAAUUAAACAGGGAAUUGUUUGUAAAAGGUACUUAAGUGAUUUAGCUGUACUAUUAGUACACAAAUGUGUUUCCAACGUAGCCUUCAUAGCAUCAUCAUUUUUCUCUAUUUGUCUGUUUCUUAGUUCCAGGGGCUCUAAUAAUUAGGUAUUUUUUUUCCACACAAACCAAAGGUAAAGUUGUAAAUCUUAAAUCUGCCUGUAUUACUUUUUUACAGGAAAAGAAAUGUUUUACAUUCCGCAUGCAUUAAGCACUUAAACGUACAGAAGGCACUUUUUUACAGUUAUUAGUUACAGCACACAAUCAGAAAAAUAUAAACUCUUCAGGCCAAAUUCUACUUGUCUUAACAUAUGUCCCACUGAUGUUAGUGGAACCACUUGUGGAAAAUGGAAAUGGCUUGGUCCUCCCCCCCCACACCUCAAUUCAGCACAAGCAUGAACAGUUGAUUUGCACUACAGAAUUAAGGAAUUAAGGUCAAUAGAAGUUUCUGUCACCUGAGCUGUUAACCAGGAAUCUAGCUAGUAUCAGAACAGAAAUGAAAAAUCAGGUGUAGGCAAAGGUGUACGUAAAGGUUUAUGAUGUCUUGCCAACUUCAAGGGAUUUUUUUUUUUCCUAUGCUUAAAUACCUUGUUUUUACUGUAGACAGUAUUGAUUUUUAAAACACUUUUGCCACUGUUUGGAUUGACAGAACAAAGGUAAAGCAAUGAAAGCGUAACACCAAAAGUUGAAAUACCAAACAGGAGAGAAAACAAAAAUGGACCAGGCAGGGGAUUGGAGAUGCACUCUAAGAGCCUUUUGUCACCAGCUUUGAAAGCAAUGUCAGCUUUGUGAAUAUGUUUACUCCUUCUGCCAAAGUUUCUAGGUCAAAUGGACCCCGACCCUCUUCUACAACAGAUGUACAAAAGGAAGAAUGAGACUUUAUAAACAAAACAAACGCCUAUCCAAACUAACCAGCUCUACCAAGAGGACCAAAAUGCUUCAGUGAAUAAAUGGAAGACUUUAUUGCUUUUAUUUUUUCUUCAAAUGUGAGUGACAUAAUGAAGUAGCUUUUCUAAACCACAAAAAUAUAAACUUUUGAGGUAAUGACUAGUCUUGAGUGAAUUUUACAUUUUAUGACACAGGUUUCAAGAUGACAUUUGUAACUAACAAUGUGUUGACCACAGGUUUGUUCUUUUUUUGUUGUUAUUUUUUUUUUUUUUUCCAGGCUAAGGAAAAUGUUCAUAUGCUUUUAAUGUAAAUGUGUUUAUAUUUAUUUGAAACGAAACAAAUGCCCAGGAAAAAUAACUAUAGCUUUUUCUCUAUGGUAGUAUUUGUGCAUAUUUUUCAGCAUAAUGCAAAAUUAAAUGUGAAUCGAGGCAGGAGUGAUGGCCUGAGUGGAAAGAAGGGAGUUAUGCACUUGGGAAGUGCACCCAUCUUACCACUUGGAAUACAAAGAUGAAGUCCACAGGCUAUAUUGGUAAAAUGCAUGAUCAUUUAAGAGCAUAAGAAAGGGAUCCAAAACAUUGCUAGACAAGUGAGAGAACACUGUACAGCCACAGGAAAGAGGAAAAGGGUAAUAUAGCAUAGAGUGGGAUGUUAAAGUUCCAGUGAUCCAUGCUCAGAAUGUCUGCAGGCCUAAGUCUUUGGAGGGAGAGGGAGAAGAGCUGCUGCUUCAGUGUACACUUUUGGCAGGGUAAAUGAACAGUAGGGAUUUCUAGUUUAGUUGCAGUUUUUAGCUGUGUUCCACUGAACUGUGUAAAAGCUGUCUGCAAACUUCAGUUCUUCAGUUAGAAAAAUGAUAUAUUGUUCAUUUUGCCUUGCUAAAAUUAAGCAUUCUUUUCUUGAACAAUAAUUCAUUUCCAACAAUUGCAACAAAAAAUCCUGAGAGGCAGCUCUGUGAGGAUAAUGAUAUUUUCCCUGAACCCUGCCUUUUCUGCAGUAGAAUGACAGAGCACCUGAAACUGUGGUUUCCUCCUCAGAAAUAGCACAGAACAUUUUUAUCAUUGACUUUAUUCAAAGUUUUAGCUUGUAAAAGCUGCAAAAUAGCAAUAACCACCUCACUUCAAGCACUGAAAAUAAGAGACAGUUGUUGGUUUUCAGUGGUGUCUGCUUAGAAAUGAAUGGAAAUCCCAUGUUUUACUACUUUUGUUUUGUGGAAGGAUGGCAUUUAAAAUGAACAAACCAAUGGGAAAUGGCUGGCACCUGCCUGAUAGGCAGCACCUUCAUCUUACUUUAAACAGAGCUUAAUCAUAGUCCAACCCUGAAAUGCAGAGAGAUGUUAUCCUAUAUGAAAUCAUUUCAUUUGGAGAAAACCAGUCCUCUUUUCGAGGGGGAUGUUGUCUUAUCUGAAGCAGGCAUUCAAAAAGAAAAUAAAAACCAGUAUUUUUACUCACUGCCACACAGUUACUGAAAAUAUUUCUGUGUGUUUGCAAUACCUCCUAACUCUGGUAACAGGUAGUGCAAUAUGUGCUGCUGCUUACGAUGGAUGCAGUGUUACAGAAGCAUAGGUGAUUACUGAAUUAAUUUGUACCUUCUGGGAAUCAAAUCUAAACUUAACUGAGAAAUCAUUUCUGUAACCCAGUGAUGAUGUAAGUACGCAAUACUCCAGAAGUCUUGGAAAAGUGUGAUCUGUUGGCAUCCUAAGGGCAUUGGGAAAGCCGUGUUCUGAGCAUGGUGUUCUUAGGAGAAGGGACAGGAGCAAGGCGCUUGGAUGUACGCAGCAUUGGCCUGCCUCAGAUCUCACCUGAGUUGCCAGAAUCCCUUUUCAUGUAUGCCAGUACGUUAAGCUGUAAUAUAAUUUAUCGCUUGUAGCAGUUAUUUAGGGCAUGGGAAUAAUUUUACUCUUGUAAAUAAUUACCUUGCCUUUCUGUGGACGUUGUACGAGGGUAGAGUUAAUCACACAUAAUUGUUGCACUUAACCCCGGAUCCUGCAAUUUGCAGUACGUGGACUACUGCUGUAUCUGCACCAAACAGUGAGUGUUUGGGACGGGCAGCAGCCUGCCCAGCUUUAUUAGCAGGAUGGUCCCAUCCUGUGUUUUAACCACAGUCGCAGGUGGAAUCCAUGGCGGGAUUGGGUCCGUGUCUCUCUCACAGAUACUGAGUUACAACCUCCGGACUGCCUGAAUUGCUGUGAAAUAGCUCAGGGGAUUUCUGCUCAUCGCUACUAAAAGGGCACCAUAAUGUGUUUGGUACUUUUAUGCAGUAAACCACUGCCAGAUGAUGAAAGGAGGACAAACACAUGAAAUGAACCGUUUAUCCAUUGUACUGUUGAGAAACUCGGUUGUGUAUCUUGACGAUGAUUUUAAAAAAGAAAUUGUGAUUUUUAUUCUUAGUCUUGUAAGAAAUAUUAGAGUGCCUUUUUAUAUUUGCGUAUGAUGGAAAUGUUUUGUGGAAGUUGUCUUUUUUUUUUUUUUUCUUUUUUUUCCUCAUUUGAGUGUUACAGAAGCAAUAUAUCACCAGUAAAUUUUCAUUUCAAACCUUCUUUGAAUGUACAAAGUGUUUCUCCUUUUCGUAUGUUCUACCUGCAUUGAAAUGAAAAUCGAUAUGCUAAAUUUCUAUAGGAAUAACGUCUAAUUUUUGCAGUGCUGAAAAGGCUUUCUUAUUACACAAAGUAAACCUUAGGUCAGUGUUAUAGGAAAGGGCGUUUGAAACUAGUGACAAUCCGAGUGUGCGUGUAAAUGUGACUUUAUGCGUUUGUAUGCAGUGAUUACAUAUUAAAGCCAAUAUCUCAUGUUUUGUAGGUUUUGUCUCAUAUCUUAUGCUUUAGCAUGUGCAAUAUAUCCUUACAACCCACGGUGAUACGAAUCUGGUGCCAGUGUUAUAUUUUGCAUAACGUUUGUAAUAAACGAUAUGAAAUGUU